AUGUUGCACACCGAGCCAUCUUUCUGCAUUUAUGCAGAUGAAGACGGAUGUCUUCAAAAUGAGAAAAGGGAUUUAGAGACGAAAAGUUCAAAAAAAUCGGACAGUAGUGGUGAAUUCUCUUUUGCAGAGAGAAGUAUGGGAUUGAUUGUGGAGGAUGAAGAAUCAAAUGGAUUUAAAAAUGAAGAGAUUCAACCACCGAGUCCUAAAAUGUAUCUUGCUACAGGGUUUGGAAUCGAUGGUAUAGGUGGCACUGAGUUUACACCAACCUUGUUCGAUGACGAGUACUAUAAGAUGAUUGUUGAUCAAGAUCCUUACAAUCCUCUCGCCUUGAGGAAGUGCGCCCAAUUUUUACAGUCCAGGGGUGAUCUUACUGGAGCUGAGGAUUACUUCUUGCGUGCUACACUUGAAGACCCUAAUGAUGGUCAAACUCUGAUGCAGUAUGCUAAGUUUGUCUUGGAGGUUCAUGGUGACCAGGAUAAAGCCUUGAGUUACUUUGAGAAAGCUGCUCUUGUUGCUCAUGGAGACUGUAAUAUUCUUGCAGCAUAUGCUAGCUUUCUGUGGGAAAUAGAUGAAGAGUGCGAGCAUGGUGGUGCUGUUUCUGUAGGUGCAGAGCCUGUGUUGUAG
This is a messenger RNA of Lactuca sativa (garden lettuce), 624 nucleotides long. RefSeq lists its product as uncharacterized. The record is from RefSeq and is a predicted model, not a curated record. Lineage: Eukaryota; Viridiplantae; Streptophyta; Magnoliopsida; Asterales; Asteraceae. Gene Ontology annotation, molecular function: protein binding.